UUCAUAGUAAACUUUUUUGUGUUUUAUUAAUCAAAGUAAUGAAACUUUCAUUUUGUGUUUUAAAUAAAAAAAAAAGAAAAACUUGAAGAGCAGUCAGAAAAUCUUCAAUUUUGCCGCCGAGGUAGACUCGCCGAGAAAGACCCUUUGCCCCCAAAUCUUCAACUUCUGGUUUCCCCAUCGGUUGAUGCCCAACUUGCAGAUUUUUCUACUUCGGAAAAGUAAAACGAAAUGGGUUCUUCUUCCACCCUGCAUCCGAUGUCUUCUUCCGCACAAGGCAGAGAUCUCUUCAAGAUUUACAAAUCCCCAGGAGUAAUCUUUGCUUUGGACUAUCAUCUCUGGUUCUAUGAGCUUCUGAUUAUCAAGCUUUCAUUCCUGAAAUCUAGGCCCUGCUAUUGAGUGGGGGACACAUUGGAUUUGUUUGGUUUGGAGGAGGUUUCUAGUGUAGUCUAAUGGCCCAAUUAUCAUAUUCGGAGUCAAUGUCGGAGGGUUCGGGGCAUGGACAAGGUGUCCAAGCUGUACCAUUUAAGACCUCUAAUGGGUCUUUGAAGGUACUUUUAUUACAUGGGAAUUUGGAUAUUUGGGUGAAGGGGGCCAAGAAUUUGCCAAACAUGGACAUUUUUCACAACAAAUUGGACUCUUUGUUCGGGAAGUUGCCCGGAAAACUUGGGAGUAAAGUCGAGGAGAAGAUAACCAGUGACCCUUACGUCACGGUUUCGGUGUCCAAUGCCGUGAUUGCCAGGACUUACGUGAUCAGCAACAGUGAGGACCCUGUUUGGAUGCAGCACUUUUAUGUCCCCGUGGCACACCACGCGUCCGAAGUCCAUUUCGUCGUCAAGGACAACGACAUCGUCGGCUCCCAGAUCAUGGGAGCGGCCGUGGUCCCCGCGGAACAAUUAUAUUCUGGCGGGAAAGUCGAGGGCGAGUUCCCAAUCCUCAACUCCAACAGGAAACAGUGCAAGGCCGGGGCUGUACUGAUUCUGUCGAUUCAGUACACUCCGAUGCAAGCGGUCCCCCUUUACUACGGCGGCGUGGGAGCUGACCCCGAGUACCGGGGAGUCCCCGGUACGUAUUUCCCGCUCAGGCGUGGCGGGAGGGUAACUCUUUAUCAAGAUGCUCAUGUCCCGGAGGGUAGCCUCCCGAAUGUGUGGCUUGACAAUGGGGUGCAGUUCCAGCACGGACAGUGUUGGAACGAUAUAUACCGUGCCAUAAGUGGGGCCCGAAAGUUGAUCUACAUUACCGGCUGGUCCGUCCACCAUUUGGUUCGACUCGUUCGAGAUGGCGAUGGUGCGAAAGAAACCACUCUCGGGGAUCUUCUCAAAAUCAAGUCUCAAGAAGGUGUGAGGGUGCUACUACUUGUAUGGGAUGAUCCUACUUCCAAUAGCAUUCUGGGGUACCAAACUGAUGGAAUUAUGCAAACUAAUGACGAGGAGACUCGCCGCUUCUUUAAGCAUUCUUCUGUGCAAGUGCUGCUUUGUCCACGCGUUGCCGGAAAAGGACACAGUUGGGUCAAGAAAAAGGAAACUGGGACAAUCUACACGCAUCACCAGAAAACGGUUAUUGUGGACGCUGAUGCAGGAAGCUAUCGGAGAAAUAUCAUAGCUUUUGUGGGGGGUCUUGAUUUAUGCAAGGGGCGGUAUGAUACCCCAAACCAUCCUAUUUUCAGCACGUUGCACACCGUGCACAAGGAUGACUAUCACAACCCGAAUUUCACGGGAAAUACUACGGAUUGCCCUAGAGAACCAUGGCAUGAUUUGCACUCUCGGAUUGAGGGGCCCGCUGCGUAUGAUGUCCUAAAAAACUUUGAGGACCGUUGGUUGAAGGCGUCAAAGCGACACGGGAUUCAAAAGGUGAAAGCUUCGCACGAUGAUGCAUUGCUCAAACUCGAGAGAAUCCCCGAGAUUUCAGGAAUAGCAGAUGCUGCUUGCCUAGAUGAUGAUGAUCCCGAGAGUUGGCAUGUUCAGAUUUUCCGGUCCAUUGACUCCAAUUCUGUCAAAGGGUUCCCUAAAGAUCCAAAAGAUGCCACGGCCAAGAACCUAAUGUGUGGGAAGAACGUUUUGAUAGACAUGAGCAUACACACUGCAUACGUAAAGGCGAUUCGUGCUGCCCAACAUUUUAUUUAUAUUGAGAACCAGUACUUCCUCGGCUCAUCUUUCAACUGGAAUAACUACAAAGAUUUAGGUGCAAACAAUUUGAUACCGAUGGAAAUUGCUCUCAAAAUUGCUAAUAAGAUCAGAUCGGGUGAAAGAUUUGCCGCGUACAUUGUAGUGCCAAUGUGGCCGGAGGGUGUUCCGACUAGUACACCAACUCAGAGGAUUCUCUUUUGGCAGUAUAACACGAUGCAGAUGAUGUACGAAGUGAUAUACAAAGCUUUAGUUGAGGUAGGGCUGGAAAAGACAGUUUUGGUCAUGGUUUAUGAAUUAUUGUGUGGUAUACCUUCCUUUGUUCAGGCGCUCUCCCAGAGAAGUCGACGUUUCAUGAUAUAUGUCCAUUCGAAAGGGAUGAUUGUGGAUGAUGAGUUUGUGAUCUUGGGGUCGGCUAACAUCAACCAACGCUCCUUGGAGGGCACCCGAGACACUGAAAUCGCAAUGGGAGCAUAUCAGCCCGAUCACACCUGGGCUAACAAAAACUGUAGACCACACGGCCAGGUAUACGGGUACAGGAUGUCACUAUGGGCCGAGCAUCUCGCGACGGUGGAAGCGUGCUUCGAGCAACCGGAGAGCGUGGAGUGCGUGAGGAGGGUGAGGGCUCACGGCGAGCACAACUGGCGGCAAUAUGCGGCGGAGGAAGUGGCGGAGAUGAAGGGCCACCUCCUCAAGUACCCUGUCGAGGUUGACGGGUCCGUGAAGGUGAAGUCGAUGCCCGGGUGCCCGAACUUCCCCGACAUCGGAGGGAAGAUCACCGGUGCGUUCCUCGGCGUCCAAGAAAAUCUCACCAUUUGAAUGGUAAUACAUGGGAUUUGCAUUG
Molecule: messenger RNA, 2964 nt
Organism: Cuscuta campestris
Lineage: Eukaryota; Viridiplantae; Streptophyta; Magnoliopsida; Solanales; Convolvulaceae
Source: the annotation of a GenBank genome assembly